UUUAAAAGGCGCUCAGUGGUGAGUGAACUGAAUAGGUACAGGAUGCUACGUCUGCGGUGCAAAGCCAAAAACGGGACCCAUCUGAUGCAGGGCCUUACACACCAAUCUUGCGUUCAGGAGCUUAAAGAUAAGAUUGAGGAGCUAACAGGGAUACCAUGUGAUGUACAGAAGAUCAUGGUAGGCUAUCCACCGUCCAGUCUGGAUCUACGCGAUGGGGAAGCCCACCUCAAAGACUACCCUAUCAAAUCAGGAGACACUUUGAUUGUAGAGGAGGAGAAGAACAAACCCAAACCCCAAGUGCAAGCCACUGUGACCAAAGGGCCCAGUUUUGACCUGGCUCCUGUUCUAGAGCGCCGCGUCGUCCCUGCCGACAACUCUUGUCUGUUUACCAGUGUGCACUUCGUUAUGGAAGGGGGUGUGUACGACCCAGCCUGUGCGCCUGAAAUGCGUGGGCUCAUCGCACAAAUAGUAGCCAGUGACCCCACUGCGUACUCGGAGGCUGUAUUGGGCAAGACUAACGACGACUAUUGUGCCUGGAUCCGUCGAGAUGACACGUGGGGAGGCGCCAUUGAGGUUUCAAUCCUCUCUAAGUUCUUCCAGUGUGAGAUUUGCGUCGUCGACACUCAGACUGUGCGCGUCGACCGCUUCGGCGAGGAUGUGGGUUACACCAAACGAGUGCUGCUUAUUUAUGAUGGUAUUCAUUAUGACCCGCUCCAAAAGGUGAUGCCCAGUUCAGAUGUUCCCGCACAGACUGUGUUCUCCACCACCGAUGACAUCAUUUUGGCCCAGGCGCUGGAGCUCGCGGACGAGGCGCGGAGGAAACGCCAGUUCACGGACGUCAACCGCUUCGCUCUGCGCUGCAUGGUGUGCCAGACUGGCCUGGUGGGGCAGAAAGAAGCAAGGGAGCAUGCGAAGGAGACCGGGCACACCAACUUUGGGGAGGUGUGACGCUCUCUUAGCUCCAUCCUUGAAAUCACCCCCACUUUUGCCGCGUCACUGCCACGCCACCUGACAUGGUACCCGCUCUUUCACUGCUGCCUGUUCCAGCUUGGUUCAGUCCUCUACCUCACAUUGUCUAGCGGCUUCAAGAGACUUUUAUGUGACGAGUUUUGAUCCUGAGAAUUCAGUGUUCUUUCAACUUUGGUUUACUCUCGAGGUUGAAGUAUUAAAUCGUGCUCGUGCUUUUGAGUCUGUUGCCUGAUAUGAUGACAAAGCCGUCUCUUCAAACCAAAUUUUACAGGGAUUCUCCACUGAUUUAAAACCUCCAGUUUGUUACAAUGAUUAUAACACUAGUAUUAGUGUGAAUCUCGUGAAACACAUCCAGGUCAUAUUUCUUUCUAAAAUCAAAGAAGAUUUUUUUUAUU
Messenger RNA from Rhinichthys klamathensis goyatoka, 1364 nucleotides. RefSeq names its product YOD1 deubiquitinase (gene yod1). Gene Ontology annotation, molecular function: cysteine-type deubiquitinase activity; protein binding. The coding region runs from base 43 to 948 and encodes 301 amino acids. The record is from RefSeq and is a predicted model, not a curated record. The transcript is spliced from 3 exons. Gene Ontology annotation, cellular component: cytosol; nucleus. Gene Ontology annotation, biological process: endoplasmic reticulum unfolded protein response; protein deubiquitination. Lineage: Eukaryota; Metazoa; Chordata; Actinopteri; Cypriniformes; Leuciscidae.